AUGGCCUCGUCGAGUUCUAGUUCUUCCCAGGCCAACAGGCCGCCGACCGCCGGCAAGCCCGACCGCUUGUACGUCGGCAACCUCUCCCAGACCGUCGACGAGUACACCCUCCUCCAGGUCUUUGGCAAGUAUGGCAAGAUCACCCGCCUCGAUGUCAUGUACCACAAGACCGGGCCGCAGAAGGGCAAGCCGAGAGGAUACGCCUUUGUCGAGUUUUCCAACAAAGACCUGCACGACCGUCUGCUCCGGGGCAAGAAGCUGAUCGUGACGUACGCCUCAGCAGCGCCAGCAGAGGACUUCCUCGGCCCGAAAGUGCGCCGCAUAGAUGCGCCAAAGCCAACGGCUCUGUCGCUCCUGAAGACGUCGAAGAAGCCGCAAAGCGCAGCAGAUCGCGGCGAUGGAGGCGAAAUUGGCCCAGCUUCAGAAACGACCUGGCCGCUCGCCAUCUCCGCCGAGACAAAUCACCGCAACGGAGGCGGCGGAUGCGGCGAAUGCGCUCGAGGCAGAGAUCCAGCGGGAGCUGCUGGCUGGAGACGGCGCGACGUCCGGGUCCUCGACGCCGGCAAAGGAGGAGCGGACAUCUCGCUCGGCCUCGCCGCGAAAGCCCUCCGAGCCCUCUGA
Messenger RNA from Trichosporon asahii var. asahii CBS 2479, 621 nucleotides. RefSeq names its product single-stranded nucleic acid binding protein. Gene Ontology annotation, cellular component: ribonucleoprotein complex; cytoplasm; nucleus. The record is from RefSeq and is a predicted model, not a curated record. Gene Ontology annotation, molecular function: mRNA binding. The coding region runs from base 1 to 621 and encodes 206 amino acids. Lineage: Eukaryota; Fungi; Basidiomycota; Tremellomycetes; Trichosporonales; Trichosporonaceae. The transcript has 3 exons.